AUGCUCUGUUUGGACAAAUCUUUAACUUACAAAUAUUCAGAGGAUACUGAUUUAGCCAUUUCAUGUGAAUAUGUCAUUAACAACCGUUAUAUAGCUUAAAGAUCUGGAGACAUUAAAUGCUAAUAUUGUAAAGGUAAUAAUUAAGGUGAAAAUUGUGAGCCACAAGGUGGUUACAUUUAUCUUUUGGAAGUAGAUGCACAAGUUGGGCUUCAAAUUAUUGUGGAACAUGUAAGGAAGGGUUCUCUCCCACUAGUAGUACAGAUUUAUUAUGUCAUUUAGGUAAUUAUAUAUUAGAUAUACAUGCCUGCUUACCAGGACAUGCGAGUUGUUCAUAAGUUAAUGGUAUAUACUCAUAUUAAGGGUGUACAAAAGGCUCGGAGCUGGUUGAUAAUAAAUGCGUUGGUAUAAAUUAUGUAAUGUGUUGAAGCAUGCCAAUUUAGAUGUUUCUUAGGAUGAAGAUGGUUGUAUCACUUGUUCUUCAGAAUAAAACAGAGUUAUGAAAGCAAACAAAUGUGUCUGCAUGAAUAAUACAAUGUAACCAUUCAUUAAUUAAUGAUUCAAGAUUUUAAAAUUAAUUUUCCAUCUUAAAUUAGAUGCUCAUAUCUAAAAAGCCUGAGAAUUGCACAACAUGUCCUGGGAAUUUGGACCGUGACUUAGGGACUGUUAAUUCUUUUUAAUGUCCAGCAAAUUUUUAUGAUUAACCUGGCAAUCCCAUUUGAAUAAGUAUAUUUUAAAUGUAAUUUUAGAGUGUCAUAGUAGAAUCACAAAACUAACAUCAAUCAUACUUCUUAAACGUGUGAAGGGUCAAAAAGUAAUUAAUGUACGUCUUGCGUUCCUUUAAGCAAAAGGAAAUUAACUCUAUCCAAUUGCCCAACUUCAUACUUUGAUAUAGGGAUACAAGAAUGCUAAAGAAUAUAUUAAUCAUUAUAUAAAUAGUUUGUAGCAGUGA
Messenger RNA from Paramecium octaurelia, 949 nucleotides. The record is from the annotation of a GenBank genome assembly. Lineage: Eukaryota; Ciliophora; Oligohymenophorea; Peniculida; Parameciidae.